GAAUUUGUCGACGGUCCCUAAAACACCGGGGAUCCACGCUGAAUGUCUGUCGAAUAUCCUACCUAAAACUAACUUCAUCACGGUAACGCAGCGAGCGUAAUGCCUCCGGCAGAAGGAGAAUCUCUCCUUUUCUCUCGUGUGCGCCAAAUGAUGCUGCGCGCUGAUUGGCUGUGGGCUUCGUGCUCCAUCCUGCACGCGCUGACGCAGAGCCGCGACCAGCCACGGCGGGGUGUUCAGUCGGCGCUCCUCCCGGUGAUCCCCGGCUCCUCUCCCCGCCGCUGCUCCUCACACGCGCUCAUGAGUGGCCGCUCCAGCCCAACGGAUCCGAACCAACACACCAUGCCAGCCAACUGCAUUAUGCGCUGUCGCAGGUUAUUGCUACUUUUGCGCCCUUUGAGGAGGUAGGCGCAAGCUUGCAUCACCAUGGAUUACCUUUUUCUCCUCAUUUGGACUUUACCUGUCCCGCUGGUCGGCUGCACCUCAGUCAGGCUGCUCUCCACCCUCUUGUCCUGGAAUAUCAUCAAGACUCUGCACAUCUACUGCACACACUCUGUUUUGGCCAGCUCCUCUUUCAGCAGCAGCCACGGAUUAAAUCAUGACUACAUCAUUGUGACCCCAGUGGAGGUGGACUCUGACGGUGCAUAUCUGACACACGACGUAGGCAGGAGAAGCCACCGCAGCAGGAGGUCUCUCUCUUCUUCUUUGCACUACAGUUUCUCUGCCUUUGGGCAGGACUUGCACCUGGACCUGCGUCCGUCCUCCGUGGUCGGUCCCGGGUUCACCGUACAGACUCUUGGCUCAGGCGGCAUCUCCACGGUAACUGGAGAUGCGGGAUUUCGCAACUGCCUGUAUCAGGGAUUUAUCCGCAACUUGUCAGAAUCCUCUGCAGCGAUAUCCACGUGCUCUGGGCUGUCAGGUCUGAUUCGUGUUUCUCAGGAGGACUAUUUGCUUGCGCCGCUACCCCAACAUUUAGCCGAGCAGCACAACUACAGCGCCCCCGCUGGUCAUCACCCACACGUGGUCUACAGGCGUUCAGCAGAUCACAUUGUUCACAGGAAGACCAGAAGCUCAUCUGGAAGCAGUUCCUCCAGAUCGGACGAUUCGUACCUUCACCAUCUUCAGCGGCAGCAGAGUUUUGGAUCCCAACCCGGAAAACUGCAGAGGCGACACUUCUGCGGGCGCCGCAAGCAAUACACUCCCAAACCUCCUGCAGAAAACCUUUUUAUCAUGCCUGAUGAGUACGCCACUCCUGAGGCGGGAGAGCCGGCGAGGGCCAAAAGAUCGCCCAUCAACUCGAACAGGGUGGGAGGUCUGAAUGUGGAGACCCUGGUGGUGGCAGACAGGAAGAUGCUGGAGAAGCACGGAAGGGAGAACGUCACCACCUACGUCCUGACUGUCAUGAACAUGGUUUCCAGUCUAUUCAAAGACGGCACCAUUGGAACGGACAUCAACAUUGUUGUCGUUAGCUUGUUGCUGUUAGAACAAGACCCACUCGGCUUGACGGUAAAUCAUCAUGCUGACCAGUCCCUGAACAGUUUCUGUCAGUGGCAGUCGGGCCUGGUGGGGAAAGGAGGCAAACGGCACGACCACGCUAUUCUCCUGACUGGACUGGACAUUUGUUCCUGGAAGAAUGAACCCUGCGACACGCUCGGAUUUGCCCCCAUCAGUGGCAUGUGCAGUAAGUACAGGAGCUGCACCAUCAAUGAGGAUACAGGACUCGGCUUGGCCUUCACCAUCGCCCACGAGUCUGGACACAAUUUUGGGAUGAUCCACGAUGGAGAAGGAAACCCCUGCCGCAAAACAGAAGGGAACAUCAUGUCCCCCACCCUGGCCGGAAACAAUGGAGUGUUUUCCUGGUCCACCUGCAGCAGACAGUACCUCAGCCGCUUUCUUGGAACAGCCCAGGCGUCGUGUCUCGGCGAUGAGCCCAAGCAGAUCGGUCAGUACAAAUAUCCUGAGCAGCUUCCAGGGCAGCUGUAUGACGCCGACACGCAGUGCAAGUGGCAGUUUGGAUCCAAGACCAAACUGUGCAGUCUGGAUUUUGUCAAGGACAUCUGCAAGUCGCUGUGGUGUCAUCGCGCAGGACACCGCUGUGAGACCAAGUUCAUGCCUGCAGCAGAGGGAACCACCUGUGGUCCAGACAUGUGGUGCCGUAAAGGUCAGUGUGUUAAGUAUGGAGAUCAUGGUCCUAGAGCCAUCCACGGUCAAUGGUCAGCCUGGUCCCAGUGGUCCGACUGCUCCAGAACCUGCGGUGGAGGGGUCAUGUACAGGGAGCGGUCCUGCAAUAGCCCAAGGCCACAGAAUAAUGGUAAAUUCUGUCCAGGAUCCGGCCGUCUCAAUCAGCUGUGUAACCCUCAGUCAUGCCCCGUCAAUGCUGUGGACUUCAGGGCCCAACAGUGCAGCGAAUACAACAGCAAGCCUUUCAGGGGCUGGUACUACAAGUGGAAGCCCUACACCAAAGUGGACGAUGAAGACAUCUGUAAGCUGUACUGCAUUGCAGAGGACUACGACUUCUUCUUUGCCAUGUCCAGCAAGGUGAAAGACGGCACACCGUGUUAUGACCAUAAAGGAGACGUGUGCGUUGACGGAGUGUGUGAGGCUGUGGGCUGUGACCGGAUUCUGGGCUCUAAGGCCUUUGUUGAUGCCUGUGGGGUCUGCAAGGGCGACAACUCCACAUGCAAGUUCUUCAAAGGCCAGUACACCCUCCAGCACCGGGCCAACGAGUAUUACUCUAUGGUGACAGUUCCAGCUGGAGCCCGAAGCAUUCGCAUUCAGGAAAUGGAAGUGUCCACCAGCUACCUGGCCGUACGCUCCCUGAAGAGGAGGUACUACCUGACCGGAGACUGGACUGUGGACUGGCCGGGGAAGUUCCUCUUUGGUGGGACCGUGUUUGACUACCAGCGCUCUUUCAACAAGCCAGAGAGCCUGUAUGCGGCUGGACCAACUAAUGAGACACUGGUGUUUGAAAUUCUUCUUCAGGGCCAGAAUCCAGGGGUGAUGUGGGAAUACUCCCUAUCCCGCACUGAGAGGAAACCUGAAUACAGCUGGGGCGUGGUGCGCUCAGACUGCUCCGCUCCCUGUGCUGGAGGUCGUAUCUCCACCAAAGCUAUCUGUCUCCAGGACCAAAAGACUCAGGUCAACUCCAGCAUGUGUAACCCACACAGCAGGCCGACGCUGGGCUCCCAUCUGUGCAACACUCAGCCCUGCCCUGCAUACUGGGCAGCUGCAGACUGGGGGCCCUGCAGCCGCUCGUGUGGCGGAGGUCAGCAGACCAGGACCCUGCGCUGCCUCAGGAAGGUGACCUACCAGAGGGAAGAGGUGGUGGCGCUCUCCCUCUGCCCCGCCAUCUCCCCCGCCCAGAUCCAGCCGUGCAACACCCAGGCCUGCCCGCCAGAGUGGAGCACUGGAUCCUGGUCACAGUGCUCCAAGUCCUGCGGCCGAGGCCUGAGGAAGCGGAGCGUUUUUUGCCGCAGCACUGAUCCAGGCAUCAAAGCCGUGGUGGUGCCUGACAGCAUGUGCAAGCAGCACCACAGACCCAAAGCCCAGGAGACCUGUGUCCUGCGGCGCUGCCCCAGGAACGAGAAGCUACAGUGGAUGCUCACUCCCUGGGAAGAGUGCUCCAGGUCCUGCGGUUCUGGCAACCAGAGGAGAGAACUUCGCUGUGGGGAGAGGGACGCGCAUGGAGGGUUUGUCGAGUUCCCCGUUCGGAGGUGCAGGAACUUAGCCAAACCGUUGGUGGAUCUCCAGCAGCUCUGCAAUCGAGGUCCGUGCCAGGAGCUGGUUCCUGGAAGAGCGUCCAGCACCGUCGUGUUGGGCUGGUACUCGUCUCCAUGGCAGCAGUGCUCCGUGUCCUGUGGAGGAGGAGUUCAGACUCGCAGCAUUCAGUGUCUGCGGCAAGGUCGCCCUGCAGCCGGCUGCCUGCCGCACCAGAAGCCCGUCACCUCCAGAGCGUGCAACACGCACUUCUGUCCUGCAGCGCAGCGCCCCGGCACCCGCGACACGGCUGCUCGGCUCACAGUGAAAGAAGAACUUUGCGUGGAUCAGUUCAGCUGGUGCCACUUGGUUCCCCAACAUGGUGUUUGUAACCACAAGUUCUAUGGACAGCAGUGCUGCAAGUCCUGCUCCAGCAAGAAGCCAUAGGACUCAGACGUUUGAAGGACCGCAGCGGCCAGCAGCGAUGUGGGUUUUCUUCCUGGAGUACUUGACCAGUGCGUUUUGUAUAGAAGAAAGAGAUGAACUCUGUCGAUGCUCUUCUGCCAAAAACAAAAAAAACGGCUGACUGACUACAAAUGAACUGGAAAUACAUUGGAAAACAGAUCUGAAGACUUGUUCAUGUAUUCAUGAGUUGUGAUUUUUGUUCCUAGAAAGCCAUCAUGCAACCAGCAAAGGAAUAUAGUGUAGUUUAGCUAUAUAUAGAUACGACUAUAUGUACUACGAUAGCUCGUAAAGGAGCUACCAUGGUAUAGCUCGCUUAUAUGUUGUAUAUUGAAAGGCAUCUGCUCUAUUCGUCUUUAUUUAAGUUAUUAUGGGUCCUAAAAUAUGCCUUCUCAAAAGUAUCAGUGGAGCAGUGUUGUGUUCUCUGCGUUUUGGUGUGAAUCAAAGGUUUGUGCCGCUCACCUCUGGAUGAGACGUAGAGAUUUCGGCUGAGCGUGUCCUUCCCCACGUGCUCUGUUUCUCUCCCCUAUCGCCAUGGUAAAUAGCAUGAACAUCUACCUGUAUUUUUCUUCUUCCUCUUUUCUGUGGUCUCGCCAUCAAUUUCAGCUGAAAUGAGGUGAAUAAUGAAGAGAAUGUCUGCAGGCCUUUGGGAGACGAGAGGAGGAUGAGGAGGCAAAAGAGAGGAUGAUUGCGGGGUGAGCGUGGGCACAGACUAGUCAGGUUUUGAUUGAAAAGGGAGAACAAACGUCCAGGUAAAGUGUGGAUUCUCAGCAGGUGGAAACAAAAGGAGACAGGUUCGGUUUGAUGUCUCAAAACGAUAAAGAAGACAACACAAAAAUGCCUGAAAAAGAAAUGAAGCAUAGAGAGCUCUUUUUAUGUGGAUGCUUGGCCUUCUCUCUUCUAUCCAGUCAGUCGUGCUCACUGAGAAGCUUCCAGAAGCUGGUCAGCCUCCGAAUACUGCAUAAAUGUCUCAUGUUUGCACCAGUGUCUAAUUGGGAUUAACUGUGAUCACUCCGAUCCCGAGGUCAGGAUUCCCAGAGGUACACUUUUUCAGGAAACUUGAACAUUUUUAAAAAUGUAUCUAGAUUUGAUUUACUCCCACAAACACACAAAAACGUUCCAACAUCAAUUAAAUCACAACACAAGUUGUCUUUGUUGUACCUUCUAACAGUAACUGGAUAAUCUCAUAUUUCAUUUGAAAAAUAAACAUAUUUGGAAAUGAA
Molecule: messenger RNA, 5378 nt
Organism: Oryzias latipes (Japanese medaka)
Lineage: Eukaryota; Metazoa; Chordata; Actinopteri; Beloniformes; Adrianichthyidae
Gene: adamts18
Product: ADAM metallopeptidase with thrombospondin type 1 motif, 18
Biological process (GO): extracellular matrix organization; proteolysis
Cellular component (GO): extracellular matrix
Molecular function (GO): metalloendopeptidase activity
Source: RefSeq, a predicted model, not a curated record